Messenger RNA from Emericellopsis atlantica, 1373 nucleotides. RefSeq lists its product as uncharacterized. The record is from RefSeq and is a predicted model, not a curated record. The transcript has 5 exons. Lineage: Eukaryota; Fungi; Ascomycota; Sordariomycetes; Hypocreales; Bionectriaceae. The coding region runs from base 185 to 916 and encodes 243 amino acids.
AUCUUUCUCUUCACAGCCAUCUUUCUCUUCACAGCCAUCUUUCUCUUCCGCACGCGGUAUUGCGUAUAUUGCACAAAAUCAAGCCAUCAGACCUUCAGCUCAGGACCUCAGACUCUAGACUCGUAUCGCAUUGCGAGCGUCCUUCGUAUCGACAGCAUAGUCGUACGCCAACAUCAGUUCCUCGAUGCCACCCAAACCCAAAGACGAAACCACCAUGCCCCCACGCGUACCUCCGCCAGAAACGGAGUAUCAACCAAAAGCCUGGGCUGCCUAUACCGACCUCUCAUCAGCGAAUGAGAAGGAGCCGCUCGUCGACGGCGCCGAAUGCCUCGAAGUUGGCCUCAAUGGCAAGUCGAAGUCCGUCAGAAACGCUCGCCAAGAGCGUGGAAUCGAAAGCCGACAGAUGAUGCUUAGGGUCUAUACCAAGCUCAGCGACACGUUCCCCGAGCAGAUCAAGGUUGUCGUUGCUUGCCACAAGGAGGGAGAACACUUCAACUCGCGCAGCAUCCCCAUCGCCAAUGCGUAUUGGUACCCCGAGUUCUACCUAGGUAUGAACGAGGAGUGGAACGAUCGUGACAAGCAGAGCUAUAUCACUGGCAUGGUCAAUUGGUUCGUCGCCGACUGGAAGGAAAAUCCCCAAGACGAACGCCCCUCGAGCAAGCCACUAUCUCUGGCGUUCCCAUGGCAGUGUGUACCCAUCCUCACCGUGACGAUGAUGGACAUGAUGUCGAACAUGGCGCCGCACGUGAAGUUUCACGGAAACACCGCCACAGAUGGUAGUUACCGUUUCUUGCACGACGGUGCUCCAAUGUCAUCGGAGCAGUGCGUCCAACUACCGCGAGAACUAAAGGCCGCACAUAUGCACAUGGAUGAGGUUUCCACUGCGACAAUCAAGUUAACUCACCGCACCCUUUAGCAACCUCAAGCAGACGGACAGCGCCUAGUAGACCAGUUGUUGCCACCCAUGUUGCCGACCUUCCUGGCCGGGUGCGAUGUGACACUCGAAGAAGAAGGAUAUCAAACAGUCCAAAAGGGAAUUCCACAUGUGCUCUAAGUAUUGGGACAGCAUCUUUGAGCGGUAUUGAUAGGCACACUAUAUACUUGUUGAGUGAUACGUUUCAAAUGUACUGCCUUGUCCUAGUUAUACGUUAGUACAUAUUCAGUGACCUGAUGCUUUACUUAUUGCAGCAGCCCUACGCUCUUGUCUAAUGUCCUAUCAAUGGUUGAUUGAUUUAUAGUACCUAACAAUGACCGAAGCUUACUUGUACCUAUAGCCAAAAUCAAUCAAUCAAUGACUGGCAUUGGGCCCGAACUUUGCUAUGUUGCUUCGCGAAGACUGAAAGCUUGCGUUUGUUACGCAGGUAGUGACCGGG